Molecule: messenger RNA, 1339 nt
Organism: Xylaria bambusicola
Lineage: Eukaryota; Fungi; Ascomycota; Sordariomycetes; Xylariales; Xylariaceae
Product: GEgh16 protein
Exons: 3
Coding region: 130-903 (257 amino acids)
Source: RefSeq, a predicted model, not a curated record
ACUAUUCUUUUCGUGUCUGUCUCAUUUUAGCAAUACAGCGUCAGCAGGCCUGAUUUUUUUUUUCUUUCUUAGUACAUAGAUACCAUCCUUUUCAGUCUAUCAUAUCCAAAGUUCGCUAUUGUAUUCGCGAUGCAGUUAAUCAAACAAGCCUUCGUCGCCUCGAGCUUAUUGGCGGCUGCUCACGGGCAGGCCGUGUUGAAAUUCGCAAAGGGCGAAAGAGGAUCGCCAUUCAGCUUUGGAUUGCAAGUCCAGGGCAAGAACCCAAACGAUGCUAAUUUCAUUUCGGAUGUCGAAAUUACCACCAAUAUUGUCAAUGAGUGCGGACGCACUCUGCAAGGAGGCAAUAUUGACAUUGGGGAGAAUACCGAGAACGCUCUCUUAACUGGAAACGUGACGCAGACGACGGCCGGAGGCAGCGUUAGAAUCUUCAUGAAGCAGGUCAACAACCUAGGGUCUGGACCGUUCACAUGCGACAUGGACCAGACAAGUAAUUCAAAUGGUGUGUCGGGCCAGACGCCACUACAGGUGAAGGAGUCACAGCCCGGCCAGAACGGAUUCAUCAAGUUGAGCAUGACAAUGCCCAACGACCUGAAAUGCACAGGAGCAUCCACGGGCAACGUCUGUACAAUCCGCUGCCGCAAUGCCAACAACUUCGGAGGAUGCAUUGCCGUACAACAGAAAGAUACCCAGCCCAGCCAGAACGAUCCUAACUCGAUCCAGACGGCGCAAACCCUAAGUGGCGUUCUCACCCAAGUCCAGCAAAACAUCAAAGACCUUCCGUUUGCUCUGGAUGGCAUCGCGGGAGCUAGCCAGGAUCCAGCUGACCAGGGCACCUCCGUUAUUGAGGCGAUCCAAGAAGGUGAUGGUUCGACGAUAGAUAACACGGUUCAAUUCUCUCCUUAAUAUGCUGCAUAGAUCGUGUACUAUGAUCUGCAUAAUAGACUGGUAUUAUUAGAAGAAGCGCGAACAGGCAUCGGCUGCGGAUCAUGACAAGAUGUUACUUAGCAGGUUUAGGUAUUCAUAAAUUCAACUUUGGAUAUGCUAGACCCAGUAUCAGUGAGUUUUUGGCUCUAUCUGAAGAGCAAUGUACGCGUGGAUGUUGGUUAGGUUAUGAAAACUUCGCAGUGUAGCGGACUUGCUGCAAAUCCGACCAUAUCGAUCCCUUGUAUACAACCAUAUACGAUAUCUGGCCCAUCGAAGCACUCAGGCUACGGUUCCGGCAUUGGUAGCAACCCAUGAUAAUUCCUUUAAUUAUCAGUAUGACUUCGGUCUUUUGACGCUCAUUAUACGGAUCCGACACCUAAAAUAUCGUAGGGUUCAAAUUUCCGGUCAACAUUCC